AUGAUUUUGCAUUUCCGGGGAGGAGACCUGUAUGUAAACAAUACAGUUCUCCCUGUCAGCUCGUGCACACUGCUUUGCAUGGCUGUGCACAGCAAAGCCAUGCAAAGCAGUGUGAUUACAGUGAAGCACACAGACACAAGUAAAACAGCACACAGUUAACCCUUUGAUCGUCCCUCAUGUUAACCCCUUCCUGCCCACUGCCCUUAGUACACUGUCAGUGCUUUUUUUUAGCACCGAUCACUGUAUUGGUGUCACUGGGGAUGUCAGUGACACCAAGUCAGUUCCCCCCAGUGUUAGAAUUCAUGCCGCAGUCCUGCUAUAA
Molecule: messenger RNA, 322 nt
Organism: Staurois parvus
Lineage: Eukaryota; Metazoa; Chordata; Amphibia; Anura; Ranidae
Source: the annotation of a GenBank genome assembly